Medioppia subpectinata is the source of this 287-nucleotide messenger RNA. NCBI's taxonomy places the organism in Eukaryota, Metazoa, Arthropoda, Arachnida, Sarcoptiformes, Oppiidae. The record is from the annotation of a GenBank genome assembly.
AUGUGUGGCAAAGUUGCAUGUUAAUGAUGCUAAAUUGAGUUGAAUUUCCUAUGAAGGCGGUGGACGACGCUGUGGUGGUCGGCAUUAAUAACCGCAUUGGUUUACAUUGGCUUCGGGCGUAUGUGGUAAUUAAAAAUGGCCAUACAAUCGCCCAUGAAAACAACCCUGAUUAUAAGCACUUGGAGGGAGAAGUGGAGUUUGUAGACUACAUUCACACCACAUUAAUCGGCAAUAGUGUGCGAAAGUAUUGCAAAGAAUCGAGUGAUAUACUACAUAUGGUCAAGUGA